Molecule: messenger RNA, 767 nt
Organism: Pristis pectinata (smalltooth sawfish)
Lineage: Eukaryota; Metazoa; Chordata; Chondrichthyes; Rhinopristiformes; Pristidae
Product: nuclear receptor coactivator 7
Exons: 7
Coding region: 177-767 (196 amino acids)
Source: RefSeq, a predicted model, not a curated record
GUAUGCAGCAUUUACCAGGAUCUGUUCAGAAUUCAUCUGAUUGCACUUGACAAGCACAUGUAAAUACUAAUCCAUUAUAUUUAUUGAAAAUCUUAAUAACUAAAAUGCGACAGGACAUAGACAAAGAAGAAAUUUAAGCAAUAAAGUCUCCAGGGACAAAGCAUAAUAACAUCAAGAUGGCCUCCAUGACAAACAAAGCUGUUGUGUUAAAUGUAGCACAUUCCCCGCCAGUAAUGAAUCCAUCAGGAAGACAGAAAACUGAUCUUCAACAAUUCCAGGCAAUAGAAAAUAAAAAUGCAGAGAAUAAUGGUAGAAAACUAAUCCAAGGGAAACUGGAAGGCACUAUAGAAUAUAGAGCAGGAAUGGAGGAUACUCUCUGCAGCAUAGCCCUGAAGUUCAACAGUACACCAAAUAAACUGGUUCAUUUAAACAAGCUCUAUUCACAAAGUAUUGUUCCUGGGCAGCGAUUGUACAUUCCUUAUCCAGUCAGUGCACAGAGUGAAGACAGCCCCUUGUCCUCAAGUCCAAGCCAAUCUCCAAGUCUGUCUUCAUCAGAUGCUGAGUAUGACAAACUCUUGGAUGCUGAUUCUGCAGAAAUGUCCAGUGUACAGUGGUGCUCGCAGAACGUCAUCGGCUCCUCGCGUCAAGUCAGGGCUGAAAUACCUAGUUCUGAAAGAUUCUUAAAAAUCUGUUGCAAGUAUUUCACAGACAGAAAGGGUGUUGUAAUGGGAAUCCUGUUUGUCACUCCAGAAAAAAGAUCUUUUUGA